Messenger RNA from Microplitis mediator, 1112 nucleotides. RefSeq lists its product as uncharacterized. Lineage: Eukaryota; Metazoa; Arthropoda; Insecta; Hymenoptera; Braconidae. The record is from RefSeq and is a predicted model, not a curated record. Bases 1 to 996 code for a protein of 331 amino acids. The transcript has 5 exons.
AUGGCUUUGCAUAUGAUACACGAAAAUGGGUAUUCAUAUUACAUAGAAAGGGUAGAGAACAAUGUAAGAUAUGUUCAUUGUAGCUGGCGGAUUAGAAAUCAAUGUUUCGCUCAAGGCAUUAAAGUCGCUGAUCAACCGUUAAAUUUAACCAUUGAUCAAAAUCAUCGAAUUGGUCAAAUCUACAGAGACAGAAUUUAUUUUCGAAAUGAAUCAAGACAAGCUGCAGCUACAAGCUUCUUACCAGUCCGGGAAAUUUAUAACGAUUUAUCAACUCGAAAUCCUGAGGAAGCGCUUAUACUGCCUUUCAAUACAGUAAGCAGGACAAUGAGGGAUAUACAAAAUCGAAUAAGACUACCUAUUGUUAAUACUUCCGGAGAAUUGAUUAACACGUUGUACAACCGAAAUUUUGCAUCUCUUCGUCAAUAUGAUCGAAAACACUCAAUCCAAUUUUUUAAUGUAUCAAACGAUGCUAUGGUAAUAAGUGUGCCAAGAUUGAUGUCAUUAUUAUCAUUCAACACUUUAUAUAUUAGCUCUACGACAAGAUCAGUACCUGCUAUUAAUAACACACGUUUACUUACGUAUGUUUUGGCAGAGUUCAGACAUCAUGUUUUUCCAAUCGCUUUUAUUUUGUGGGCUAGACGAAAUGACGAAAUUUGUGUGAAUGUUGUCAACAUAUUAACACAAUUGACGCAACCUAAUGUCAUUAUUGCGAUUUACUCAGAUUUUGAUCUAGUACCUUACCUUGCUAAUGCUUUCGUUGAAAGUCGCGUGACUGCUACAUAUGACAGCUACUGUCACAUUUUAUACCAAAGAGCUUUGGAUUUGGAUGUCCAGCCGCAUUUAAAUAACCAUGAUCUUUUUUUGCGCAACUGCAUGAAUAUAAUUCUCUUACCAGAAAACCUCAUUCAAAACACAUUUAAUGAAAUCAUAAAUAAUUUUAAUGCACCUGAGCUAGAAGAUUUUUCAAAUUACGUAAGAGAUGAGUGGAUUAAAUAAGAAAAUUUUAUUAGCAUGUUCAAUAACGUACCAGCAAUUAACAACAUAUUUGUGUUGUUUUCAAAUAUCAUUCAUCAUCGUUUCAACGAAAAUUCAAGUGUUGCAGAAUUGAUUAG